This is a messenger RNA of Fusarium sp. VM40, 1929 nucleotides long. The record is from the annotation of a GenBank genome assembly. Lineage: Eukaryota; Fungi; Ascomycota; Sordariomycetes; Hypocreales; Nectriaceae.
AUGAGUUCCUCACUACAGAGCACACCGAAUAAUCAGAGUCAUCGGAGCGAUCCGAGUGAUGCGGCUCCAGACGCUGGGCCAACAGAUCUGAAGAAAAUACUACGCGAAAGACAGCUGGCUCGCAAUCGUAAAGCCUGUUUACCUUGCCGGGAGAGAAAGGUCCGCUGCAACCAUCAACAACCUUGUCAAACCUGCCUUAAACGCGGUCAUGCCGAUCUCUGUUUUUAUAACCAGGCUCCAGAGCCAAGGAGCCCUAGCCGAGAAGUCACUCAAGUCAACCAACCAGCUACAGAUCUGGAUCAUAGCAACAAUAACAACACAUUCUCAGCAAACCCCACCAGCCACAGCAAUAGCCCAUCAAUCCCAACUCCAUUCUUACUUGGCGGCAACUCCAUCAUCUCGGUAGCACGACCAAACAGCGCCCAGCCCCAGUCAGACAAUGAGCGUUAUGCCGCUUUCGAAACAGGAAUUUUCCCCUUACUGGGUAUGAAUGAGGCCUCUACUAGCGAACAAAGUCCUCGACCUGCACGACCAGAUUUAAAGCUCGCCGACGACCAAGAAAUGAUAACUCUCUUUAGCUUCUACAGGGAUCGAGUUCACCCUUUCCAAUUCGUCAUUGACGAUCUUGCUGAGAUAGAAGAGCUUGUCUGCUCACUUAUCAACCGCGAUACGGAAGUAGGGCAAGUAGACAAUCAUAGCCUCUGCUUACUCCAUGCCAUUCUGGCAGCUGGAGCGCAAUUCUCUGACAUGAACACUGCCGCACGAGUGCGCAAGUCUCGAGAGGAAUUGCAGUCAGCGUUGGGACGUCUCGGGUCAUUUGACUUAUUAUGGAAUCCAUCAAAGAGGCUUAUUCAGGCAUUACUUAUUCUCGGGCACGUCCUGCAGAAUGAUAUGAACCCCCGUGCAGCUUGGAUCCUAGGAGGUACUACCGUUCGUCUAGCACUAUCUAUUGGCCUUCAUCAGCCUGCAACAAUGCCAAAUACCCUCCGCCUCAUGCCUGCUGAGUCACAACAUCUGAGACUCGCUAUAGUCUGGCAAGACGCUCUUCUCUCUUUGGCUUUUGAUCGACCGCCAGCUUCCCAAGAGAUGAACCUGGAAUCAGAUCUCCCAAAGAUAUUUCCAAAUGCUCUUCCCAGCCAAAUUUUGAACUACCGGCAGGCCAUGAAUUGGCUAUGUUAUCUUACGCUUCGACAUUUACGAAAUUCUUCAGCAGGACCCUUUUUGGAGCAUUAUACUGUCUUUUUUCAAGACUUCCGCAACUUGGAGGCUUCUCUAGCUCCUCAUUUGGAAGCACACCAGAAAUGCACCUCUAUCCAAGAGCUCCAGGAACAUUACAGCUUGAAGCUCCAUCGAAAUUUUGUGCUAUCUACCUUCAGUCGACCGAUUCUUUCAACAAAGACAAGGGAGUCCUGUUCUGACGAAGACUACUCACGGAUCUUGGGUCGGUUUCAAACUGCUUUGAAAGAAAGUGUGCGAGCAUUUAUCAAGCUGCGUUCAAUAUCGAGCCAUGCUACUUCGUCAUGGGCAUUCGUCCAUAAUGGACUCUCCUCUGCAUUGCUGUUGAGCUUUAUAAGACAAGGUUCUGAACCGGAUGUAACGCGACAGAUUCAAACUGAAUUGAUGCAGACUUUGAGUGAGCGUAGCGAGGAGGUGGGACAAUUUUCCAUCGCUCAUAAAAAGGCUCUGAUGGCAAUUCAGGCUCUUCAGGGAUUAGCGGAACAAGACGCAAGCAGAGUCCAACCGUUAGGUUCUUCAAAUGAGCGUCAGUCUACAAUGGAUAUCCCCUUUGACCCGUUAGAUGCCUCCCAGGAACAAAGUAUGCUCAGUAUGGACGAAUGGCUUCGCACCUUUGACUUUAACACUUUUUCUCCCUCAGAAUCAUACAAUUUCAUUAUGUCGGACCAGGUGCCGCUAGAUACAAAUUUUUAG